Messenger RNA from Rotaria sp. Silwood1, 3849 nucleotides. NCBI's taxonomy places the organism in Eukaryota, Metazoa, Rotifera, Eurotatoria, Philodinida, Philodinidae. The record is from the annotation of a GenBank genome assembly.
AUGGCUUCAGCUUUAAUGGAAGCUGAAGAAUCAUCAAUUGUUUCAGAUAAUGCUCAUAUAGCUGGUCUUGAAUCACAAAUUCUUAAUUCACAAGAAGUAAUAAUACGCCUUAAUCGUGAAUUAGAUAGUGCAUUACUUCGUAUAUCAACACUUGAAAAUGUUUGUUCAGAAAAUCAAAAUGAUCUUCAUGAAAAACGUAAUCGUAUAAAUAAGUUAAACGAUGAAAUUGAUGAAAGAGAAGAAAUGAAUGAACGUUUAAGACAAGAAAUAUAUGAAAAAGAUGAAAAAUUGAAAAGUUUAGAUAAUAUAAUUAUUCAACUUAAACAACAUAUUAAACAAGAAAAUAUUGACAAAGAACAACGAAAAACAUAUGAAAAUAUGCAUUGUCAACAAUGUCAAUUUUUACUUGAUGAAUUUGAAAAAACAACAGAAAAUUUUUCAAUUACUGAUCUUCAUUCUCAAAUUAUGUUUGAUAGACAAUUAUGUCAACUUAUUCUUAAUGAUCUUGGUAAUAAUAAUAAUUAUUCAUUGAAUAAUUCUCCACAAAUGAUUCUUGAUCAAUAUCAUAAAAAUGAACGUUUAAAAUUUCAUGAUCUUCUGCAACAAAGUUUAAUAGCCGAUGAUAUAUUGAAUCUUAUUAAUUCUGAUGAUAUUUUAUUUGAAUUAUUAACACAUUUAAAUAGUCUUGUUCGUUUAAAAGAAACACUUUCAUAUGAUAGUAAAGAAUUACAACAUAUUCGUUCAUUACUUCAUUUAACUAAUAAUAAUAAUAAUAAUGAUGAAUUUAUUAAAGAUUUAAUUAAUAAACGUGAAUGUAUAGAAUAUUUACGUACAAAAAUUGAUAAUAAUCAUAAUUUUACUGAUUAUGAUCUUAUUAAAAAUGUUUUACAUGAUUAUUUUAAUUUUCAACAACAACAAAUCGAAAUAAAAGAAUAUUUACAUUUAAAUAUUGAUAAUCAUAAUGAUAAUUCUUUAAACUAUACAAGACUUUUAAUUGAACGUUGUAAUGAAGCAAUACAUGUUGAAGUAGAAUUAAAUGAACGUAUUAAAAAUCAUGAACAAACAAUUGAACAACUUACAAAUCAAUUAGAUGAACAUAUUAAUGAAAUAGUUGAACGACGCAAGCAAAUCGAUAAUAUUAUUUUAAAAUUUUCUAAUAAAUCAAUUGAUCAAAAUAUAAAUGAAGUUACUCAAUUGGAUCAUAUUCGAUCAAUACUUCAAUCUGAUGCAGAUUUUCGACAUGCACUUGCUUCUGAAACUCUUGUAACAUCAAAUGAAGAUAUUCUUCAACGUGUACGUGAAUAUAAAUUAACUUAUGAAAAGCAUCUCAUGUUAGCUGAAAAAGAUUCUAAUCAAGAUCAACAGUUAAUUAUCGAUGAACUUACAAUACAAAUUCAGGAAUUAAAAAAAGAAGCAAAUCAACGAAAGAGUCAACUAAAAGAAAUAACUUCAUUCUUGCAAUCAGACACAGACAAUGAAGAAAUACAAUUCAAUUUAAUUCAUUCAUUUCUUCAAUCAUCAAAUAAUUUUUCUCUGACUCUAUCUAAUAAAUUAUCCGUAGAAAAUAAUAAUGAAUCAAUAUUGCAACGUAUUCAUGAUUAUCAAUUAAUUAUUAAUCAAUUAAAUUCUCAUGAAAAUCAUUGGACAAAUGAAACAACUGAUGAGUUAAUUAUCAAAUUAAAAACUUUGAAAAAUAUCGAAAAUCUUGUUGACGAUCUACAAAAACAAUUAAAUGAAUCAAUUCAUAAGGAGAAACAAUUACAAACUGAUAUCAAAGAAAUUACGGAUCGAUUUAUACCAAAUAUCGAUUACAAUGAAGGAUCGAAUAUAACACAUAUUCGUCAUUUACUUGAAUCUUUAACUAAUUUUCGUCAAAAACUUGUCGACAAAACGCAAAUAAAUUCAGAUGAAGAUAUUUUAAAUUUAUUUCAAAAAUAUCAAGAAAAUAAUAUUCAACUUCAAGACUUAUUAAAUCAAACUAUUCAAGAAAAACAAGAUAUAUAUAUAGAUGCCGAAUCACAAACAACAGAUAGAGAUAAUUUUUAUAAUCAAAUUAAAGAACUCAGCGGUAUAGAAGUAGAUAAUCCAGAAGAAAUAAUCAAUAAAAUCAAAGAAUUAUCUCAAUUACCUUCUUCAACUAUAAUCGACGAAUUACUUUCGAAUAAUGAAAAACUUCGAAAUUUAUUAAAUAUUGAAGAUGAAAAUCUUGUUGAAUCAGUAGUGAAAUUAAAUGAAAACUUUCAUCAAUUAAAAGAACAACAUGAAAAACUUAUUCAAAAAGAAAAUACGAUUAGUAAAAGUAUUGAACAAAUGAUGAAUAUACUAGGCUUAACUUAUGAUUCAUCACUUCAAACAUGUAUUAAUGAAAUUUGUGCAAUAUUCGAUACAUUUUCUAUUGAAUAUCAUCAAUUAACAUCUACAACUAUUAAAACAAUGAAUAUAAUUGCAAUAUUUAAACAUAUUCAAUUAGUUCUUAUAGAAAAUAAUCGUUUAAAAGAAUUAAUUGAUCAAUUGGAUUUUGAUAAUUCAACAAAUGAUUUGGAUUAUAUAUCUAAAUUACAAAAUUAUUCAAGAAAAGUCGAGAAUUUAUGUCAAUUAUUAUGUGAUGAUGAUGAUGAUAAUAUUAAUAUUGAUCAAGCAUUAGUUAUGUAUCAAAGGAAGAUUGAACAGGAUCAAAAUACCAUUGGAAAAAUUUCUAGUUUUAAACAACAACUUUUAAAACGUUUAUCCAUUGAUAAUGAAGAAAAAAUCUUCGAUCGUCUAUCUGAAAUAGAAGAAACUAAUACUAAUUUAAAAGAAAAAUUACAAACUCAUAAUGAUACAAAUAGUACUUUAAAUUUGUUAAAUAUUACAAUAUCCGAACAACGUAAACAAAUAUUGGAACAUGAAGAAACAUUAGAAAAAUUACGAACACAACGUGAACGAAUGUUAAAUAAAAUGAAAGAAAUGAAAACAAAUAAUGAAACAUUAACAAAUGAACUUAAACAAGCUAAUGAAUCUCUUGAUGAAUUUCAUCGAAAAGAAAUUGAUUAUAAAAAUCAAAUCGAAGAACUUGAACAACAGUUACGUAGUAUUAACAAUCAAAUUCAAGUUACAUUUGAUGAAUGUCAAACACAACAAGAAUUACAAGAUACAAUGAAAAUUGAAAUUGAAUCAAUAAAAAAUGAAAUGGAUACACAAAAAAAAUUAUAUGAAUCUCGAUGUCGUCAAAUAAUGCAUGAAAAAAAUCAAUUAGAUAAAAAUCGAAAAGAAUUAUUUGAACAAAAACAAAUACUUGAAAAUGAAAAUAAACGAUUACAAACAAAUCUUCAUACAAUUAAAGAUACACUUGAAAAUGUUGAUGAUAUAAAUUCAAUUGUUGAUGCAAUAUUAAAACUUCGUCAAGAUCAUUUAAUAUUUACAAAUGAACUUAGUCAACAUAAUGAACAUAUACAUAAAGAAAAUGAAAAAUUAUUAUUAAAUAUUCAUCAACAACAAAGUACAAUUAAUGAAUAUAUACAAAUAAAACAUGAUUUAGAAAAACGUUUAUUUGAUAAUGAACAACAAUUUAUGAAUUUAAAACAAGAAUUAAAUGAAAAAAUAAAUCAAUAUCAAUGCUUACAAAAUGAAUAUCAAUUAUAUAAAGAAGAAUAUUCAAGAAAAAUAAAUCCACAAGUAGCAAUUCUUGAUAUUGAAGAAUCUUCACCAUUACAACCACAUCAUUUAUCUAUUCAACAAGCAGCUGAAUCGAAUCAUUGUAAACUUGGUAUAACAUUAACUCAUCGUCCUCGUUUAUCAUCAGUAUAUUUUAUUUAUUUAUGUGCUGUUCAUUUGUUAACUAUUUAUUUAUUAUUUAUUCGUCAUUGUUAA